Molecule: messenger RNA, 4255 nt
Organism: Alligator sinensis (Chinese alligator)
Lineage: Eukaryota; Metazoa; Chordata; Crocodylia; Alligatoridae
Gene: VAPA
Product: VAMP associated protein A
Exons: 7
Coding region: 342-1097 (251 amino acids)
Biological process (GO): neuron projection development
Cellular component (GO): plasma membrane; endoplasmic reticulum membrane
Molecular function (GO): FFAT motif binding
Source: RefSeq, a predicted model, not a curated record
UAGGCCUGUCCACGCAGAAUAUCCUCCCGAGUUGAAAGGAAACAGCAUUAAUGGAUGAGAAACAGAUCGGGGGGGGUUUAAGACUUGCUGUCCUUGAUUUAUUGGGCGGCCAGGUACGCAUGAAGCCUAGGAGCAAGCUAAUUAAUACUCUCAGCAUGAACCACUAGAGCAGCAGAAGUACGAAUUGUCCCUUCACAGAUGUUGUCACUACAAAUCUUAAACUACGAAAUCCAUCAGAUAGAAAAGUAUGUUUCAAAGUGAAGACUACAGCACCUCGUCGAUACUGUGUGCGGCCAAACAGUGGCAUUAUAGACCCAGGAACAUCUGUAACUGUUUCAGUAAUGCUACAGCCUUUUGAUUAUGACCCCAAUGAGAAGAGUAAACACAAGUUUAUGGUACAGACGAUCUUUGCACCACCAAACAUUUCAGAUAUGGAGGCAGUGUGGAAAGAGGCAAAACCUGAUGAACUAAUGGACUCGAAAUUAAGAUGCGUCUUUGAAAUGCCCAAUGAAAAUGAUAAACUGCAGCGUGGGGUUGCAGAACCUAAUCCUUUAGCAGUUGGUUUAGUCACUCCCUUAACUCUUGAAAUGAGAAAUCUGAUCAACACUGAGGGUAUGGCUCACCUGCCACCUCAGGAUUUACCUACACCAAGAUACAAGUAUUUCACUCCAGCCAACAACAAGUUUCUUCAGACGCCUACCAGCUAUAGCCAGAAGAUUGACAUGAAGGAGCCAAUCAGUGAGGUCAGACAGCAGAAGCAGAAUGAUAUAGAAUCAAGCAAGUCUGCCCCAGUGCUGAAUACAUCUAAACAGGAUGGACCGAUGCCAAAACCACAUAGUGUUUCACUUAAUGAUACCGAAACAAGGAAACUAGUGGAAGAAUGCAAAAGACUUCAGGGUGAAGUGAUGAAACUGUCAGAUGAAAAUCGGCACCUGAAAGAGGAAGACUUGAGGCUCAGAAAGGUAGCACGCUCAGAUAAAUCUGGAUCACCCACAGCCUUGGCUCUCAGAGAGAAUGGCUCCAAUCCUCUUCCCUCUCUUCUUGUUGUAAUUGCAGCCAUUUUCAUUGGAUUCUUCUUAGGGAAAUUCAUCUUGUAGAGAGUGAGAGAGAGAGAGAGAAGCAUGCAGAGUGCGGCUUCCUUUUUGUUUCUUGGCCAGGAAAAGAUUUGUUUACCUACCACUUCAUUGGUAGUAUGGCCCAAGUGACCAUUUUUGUGUACAGCGUCAUACAGGCUUUGCCUUUAAUGAUCUCGCACGGUUAGAAAACACAAUUAAAAUAAAAGACAAACUGUUCGGCUACUGGACAAAAUUGUACAUUUAAAUCAUCAAUAGCAGGUGUCAGUUGCACAUUCAGUCCUUUAUGAAAAUUCAUAAAUAAAGAAUUGUUCUUUCUUUUUGUGGUUUUAAUAAGAGUUCAGAAAUUGUUCAAAGUCUUGUAAAUGUUAUUUUAAUAAUCCUUUAAAAUUUUAUCUGUUGCUGUUACCUCUUGAAAAAUGAUUUAUUAGAUUGCUUAAUCCCACUCAUUCAGGAAUAUGACAAGAGGUGUUCUAGGGGAAUGGUGCCUCUUACUGUGUACAUUUUCUCCUUUAUCUUUCUUUGCUAAUAUCAUGGCAGAAUUUUUUUUCUUAUCCCUUGUGAGGCAGUUGUUGACAGUUUUUCAUCCUUACAAUCCUGUCCCAUGAUAUUUAACAUUAAAAGAGAAAUAAAAUUGUUAACAGAUUUUUCUGCUGGGUAGCCUGUUUGUGUGGUGGUGUACUCCUAGAAGGAAUUCUUAAGUUCAUGGUAGCUUGCAACAUGUAACAAAUGGCUAAUUUAAAAUUUACCUGCUUAAAUCCUUGGCUUAGACUGUUGUAAUUAAAGUUUUGGGGGGGAGGAGGUUUCCUUUUUAUUUAUUUAAAGAACCAUUUUCUGGCUGCUUCAGCAAUAGAAAUAAUUAUCCAACAUGUGUUAAGACAUAAGAAUAAUUUGGAUUAUCCAGCAGGUAUAAAAAUUGGUAGACAAAUGUAUUUAGCACAUGGUAUUAAAAAUUUGCUUGGAUUGUGUGGGCAGAGAGCAGUCAGCCUUCUGUUCCAUUUUUGGGUGUGUUGCAUAUCUUUCAAGGGACAACAGAUUCUUGGAUUUCAUAAAGGGUACUCCAUCCAAGUUUACUAUCUUAUCUGUUAUGUUUGUAAUACCACUUUAGCAAAUAUUCUUAAAUGCAAUUUUUUUUGUAAUUAAACACUCAAAAUGAAUUUCUGUGAUGCAGAGGAAUUGUGUGCUGAGUAAGCCUCGGUUACUCAACGUCCAAAAAUUAAAAAAAAAUCAUUUUAUGCAACUGUUAGUAAAAUUUCUCUGUGUUACUAACCAUGUAUAGCUAAGUUUAAAAAAUGCAUUUAUUGGGUCUGAAAUGCUUCCCUGCACUUAAUCUUAUGUCUUGCCUCAUUUCUGAUAUACAUGUCAUUAAAAAAAACUGACUGUAGUAUCGGAACAAAAUAUAUCCAUACUUCUGAUUUUAAACAUAAUCCUAUACAGGAAAUUACUUGUUAAAUGGCAAAUUGUGGACGGAAAAUACUCCUGUAAGCAAAAUUAUGUGUGUUUUUUGAACAGCUUGACUUGAUGUAGUGCAGCUAAGUGUGUUAGACCUUGGUGUAUACACACAUUGUGUAGCUGAGAAAAAACUUGUCCUAGAGAAUACAUACAUUAUCUUGGUUGCCUUUAAUUUCUAGUGCUUUUUUAAUGAAAGUUAUAAUUACAUCAUGUACUGUCAUAGCUAUCUGUGGUAAACUUUUAUAAAACAUCUUGCAUAUGUGCAAGGAAGACGAUGAAAAAAUUACAAAUAUUGCUUAUCUUUUCACUUAAAAGCAUGCAAGUACAGAUGUUUCCAGUUGUAUGUUCCAGUAUCUGCAUUCAAGUCUCCUCACCCUAAUGACUGGAAAAAUAUGCUAAAGUCUAAAUUAUUUUGAUUCUGUUGGAUCACAAGUUGUUAUAAUUCUCUAAUUUAUGCUCUAUCAAAAUGGGGUUGCAUCAGACUUCAUGAGCCUGUUUUUCAAAGGAAGCUGAUAGCAUGGAAAAUAACAGGCUGUAGCGUGCAGGAUGUAGUUUGGUUCAGACAGAGCAAUUACUCCAUUGUGUAAGGGGAAAAACGGAGAGGACUUCUACGUGUUGUUUACAGUUAAACUAGUGUAUAUAAAGAUUUGUAAUUAUGGCCAGUAUUUUCUGGGCUAUAGAGCAGAAAGAGUCAUUUUUCAAUGCACCUGACUUUAGCUGGAUGUCUGGCAUUACUACUUCAGUGUGGAAAGGGCCACCUGUAAGAGAGAAAUUAUAAAAAUGCAUAUUAAUCUGUUUUUUAAUACCAAGCAGGUGGUAACAAGCUAUAUUAUGAUUUGACUAAUUCUCUGCAGAAAGAAAGCAUAAACAGGCAUCAUAACCAGUAUAUAUACCAUGGUAUAAGGAGACUCUUCUGGUUUCCAGUAAUCCCUUCAUAGCUGUAUAUAAAAUGUAAUGCUGAAACUAUUUUGCUCUCAGGAGUGACUUUGGAUGAGAUCAACUGUAUUCAGUGAAUUAUGUAAUAUGGAUUAAAUUGUUUGUCUCUGUUCCUGAAAUGGUUAGAAUGUCUUACUUUGUCUGCUUGCUUACUUGUGUAUGUAAGCAUGGGGAAAUAUAAUCCUCACUGCUAAUAGCGAUAUUAUGGUUAAAUGAUAAAGGCCAUGUAGUCAUGUGAAGUUAAAUGCACAGCUGUAGUUCAAUUAAAAAUGAAGAUUACACUUUUGCUUUUCCACAACGCAAGAUGGAACAAGUUUCUUGUAUCCAAAGUGCAUAAUGUGUUAAGCUUUUUAUGGAUUAGCACUUUUUAAAAAGGGUAAUAUAACAGUGCAGAAAUAGAAAAAUAUUCCGUCUUGGGUUUUGAAGCAACUUUUAGAUCCCAAACAUUGGCCUACUUUAAAAUUACUAUAGUAAGUAAAUUAGUCUACCCAUUUAUGAGUACUUUUAAAGAAAAAAAAAUGCAAAUAGCAUCAACGUACAAAGUAUUUGUGCAUUUUUACUAGUUCUCUAUAAGCAAUUGACAGAUAAUCUCAUCCAGAAUCCUGCAUGCUAUUGCUGCUAUGAUUGAAGCUGACCUGCAUAUAGGAAAUCAACAAAACACUAACUUGAGCUUCACUGGUCUCAAGGGAGAAAAAAGUCUUUGCCAACUGGGAAAGGACAAAAUCAGUUAUCAGAUACUUUUUUUCAGGCUUUUACAAGGGCAUUAAACUGAAGUGUUAAUAAACUUUUAAAAU